CGCUCAAGCGAAGGUGAAUGGGCUUCACGCACGCUGGCUCGCACAGUCACUUGAGGCAGAGGAGCGGGAGCCACCUCCACUUCCAGAGCAGGAAUUGGAUGGCAAUGGCCAGUGCCCAAGAACGGAAGCCCAAAAGGCCACACUACAUCCCGCGCCCGCCGGGGAAACCCUUCAAGUACCAGUGCUUCCAGUGUCCCUUCACCUGCAAUGAGAAGUCGCACCUCUUCAACCACAUGAAAUACAACUUGUGCAAAAACUCCAUCUCCCUGGUGUCCCAGAAGAACGGCCAAACAGCUCGCCAGCUCAAGGCCCCCGCCAACAAAUCAAACAGUGGGGCCACUUUGCCAGGAGCGCAGGAGAACGCAGCGGCGGCAGUGGAAAGAAGCCACACGGCGGAGGAAGUUGACACAGAGAGCGACGCCGCGGGCGUGAGGGAAAGUGGCCUCUUAACAAAGGCCAGCAACGUGGCGGCUGAGGAGCUCAAGCAAGACUGGCCUCGCCCGUCCGCCUUCUCCCUGGUGACGCCCAACCCCGACGGAGCCCAAGCAAAGACGUCGUCAGUGCGGCUGUCAGACUGUCCCUUCCCCUGGACGCUACUGCAACUCCCCGCACCCGUGGGUCCUGAGUACACGCCUUACUUUGGGCCUUUCUAUUCUCCCUACGACCACACCGCAAGGGAUCACACGAGUGCGUCUUCUCCUCUGCACUUUGAGUUUGCGGAUCCCCAGAGGCCGGUGAUACCGCAGGCCACUGCCCCGCCUUCCGCUUCACUCAUGGCCACAAUGUACCCAUACCAAUACUGUCACCCGACGGACACGAGACGGCCGCUUCAUUGCGGCCUGUACAGAGCCCGCCAGCUCUCCGGGUAUCUCCCUUUGCACUGGUACUGGCAAAGCCCGGCUGCUGGAGAUAAGCACGUUGACAUGCCGUCUGCUCACAAUCAUUUGGCUGAAGAAGGGCAAAGCGGCCACAAGGAGACUGGGCUGAGCCCCAAAGAGGGCUGCUCUGCCCUGGGCUCCCCCAACAGACCCAGCCAGAGGAAGCAGCAGGACACUGACCCGCAGGGCCGCCGCUCGCCCAUAGAAGAGCAAAGCGACGCCCGGCGCAAGGACACGGCUGAGAGCCUGCUGCAGCUCGGAACUCUGCUUGCCGACGGGGGAUGGGCCGAGAGGUUUGGAAAUUGCGGCAUGCCCGCACGGUGCUCGGAAGCGGCGUCCGAACAGGAGGACAACACAGGCGCCGUGGCACCGCUAAACCUCUCGAUGAGGCACCCGGACAGCUCAGGCGCAGACGAGCCACAGGGUGCAGAGGUGCCGCUCAACCUCAGCCUCCGCUUUCCUCACGCCGAGCCCAUGGACGAAGAAGCGUGUGAGCAGAGGCAAAGGGCGGCGCUGGCACUCUGUCAGCUCGCCUUGCUGCGCCGGCCAGCGCAAGAUUCCGCUGCUGCCGACCGGCUGCCAGCUUUGAGGGAAAAGAGCAAACGAAGGAAUGCGGCAGGCACCGAGCGACCCGGCGGCAGUCAGGCCAAACUGCAAAACCCACACAAACCAAAGAGGAGAAAAGCGGCAGCGCGGUCCGUGAGGAGGCCUCGUCGCUACUAAACAAGGAAAAGCGACACUCGCCUUUCAUCGCGACUGCUCGGACCUUUGUUGAUUUGGUUUUUCUCUGUUCGUCGCUGCAAAAUGCAUCGUUCUAAGAUCUGAGAUGACUGCAAUUUUUUUCUGGAUUAAGAAGAGACAAGAUGGACUGUAUUCUUUGUUAUGAUGAGAUCAUCCUCUUGAACAUGGACAUUACUGAAGCAGUGAAAGAUAGAUGCUGAUCGCUUCGUAAGGAAACGUGAGGUCGCUCUUCCCGGCAUGUAAUGUCUGUUAAAAAUAAAAAAUUAAUAAAGCUUA
Syngnathus acus (greater pipefish) is the source of this 1895-nucleotide messenger RNA. RefSeq names its product zinc finger protein 750 (gene znf750). Gene Ontology annotation, biological process: positive regulation of transcription by RNA polymerase II; epidermis development. Bases 18 to 1601 code for a protein of 527 amino acids. Gene Ontology annotation, molecular function: promoter-specific chromatin binding; RNA polymerase II cis-regulatory region sequence-specific DNA binding; DNA-binding transcription activator activity, RNA polymerase II-specific. Gene Ontology annotation, cellular component: nucleus. The record is from RefSeq and is a predicted model, not a curated record. NCBI's taxonomy places the organism in Eukaryota, Metazoa, Chordata, Actinopteri, Syngnathiformes, Syngnathidae. The transcript has 3 exons.